Huiozyma naganishii CBS 8797 is the source of this 1548-nucleotide messenger RNA. It is a transcript of the gene MCH4, whose product is annotated as Mch4p. Gene Ontology annotation, molecular function: transmembrane transporter activity. The record is from RefSeq and is a predicted model, not a curated record. The coding region runs from base 1 to 1548 and encodes 515 amino acids. Gene Ontology annotation, cellular component: fungal-type vacuole membrane. The transcript has a single exon. Gene Ontology annotation, biological process: transmembrane transport. Lineage: Eukaryota; Fungi; Ascomycota; Saccharomycetes; Saccharomycetales; Saccharomycetaceae.
AUGGUCAACACGUUGUUUCCAUUGCCCGCGCUCAGCUACUCUUUCCAAUCAUUUGUCCAGAGACAUUCGUUAAGGGGACGAGAUGCCGAUGCUGAAGAUAGCGGGAUAGAUGGUAUGCUCGAUGACCCGAACAACAACCCAGAGGGUCCCAGUUCUGGGUUUGCUCUUCAGGAUUUUCCCGAAAAUGCAACAAUAACGAAGAAGAACGAGCCCUUCGAAGUCGACAAUGGGUCCCAUCGGCUGCACAACGUUGUAUCGCAUGAGCUUACCGAAAGAGAUAUCCAACUUUACGAUAUCGACAGCGAUUUCCCAGAUGGUGGAUGGCAAGCUUACCUUGUAGUAUUUGGCUCCUUCAUGGGACUGAUUCCAGUCUUUGGUACUAUCAACUCACUAGGUGCUAUCGAAUCGUACGUGUCAAAGCAUCAAUUGGCCACAGUCAGCUCCUCGACGAUCUCUUGGAUCUUUUCACUGUACCUGGCAAUAAGUUUCAUCAGUUGCAUAUUUGCGGGUAGUUAUUUCGAUAGAAACGGUAGCAGAGGUCCCAUGAUUGGGGGGUCUCUUCUGUACGUUGCUGGUAUCGUCGCACUGGCUGACUGCCAUACAGUUUGGCAGUUUAUCCUGGCGUUUUCUAUUUUGUCUGGGACAGGGACAGGACUGCUAAUGACACCUUUAGUCAGUGUGUUGGCGACUUGGUUUUUCAGAAAGAGGGCCACUGCUACUAGUAUCGCUACUAUAGGUGGGUCUGUCGGUGGUAUAAUGUUCCCACCAAUACUACGGAAACUGUACGAAGAGGUGGGUUUUGUAUGGGCCAUCAGAAUAUUUGCCCUAAUCUGCUUUAUUUGUUUGGCUCUCGCCACGCUGUUGGCGAAGGAGAGAGAUAAACCAGUAUCCGAGCCAUUCAAAUCUAAAGGGGAGAUCAUCAAAUGGUAUAUUCAAUCGUCGUUCAAUUGGAGAUACCUUUUAGAUUGGAAGUUUCUGUUUUGUGCCCUAGGAUCCUCUCUAUCAGAGGCAUCGUUGACCUCCUCCUCAACGUACCUGGCAGGGUAUUCCAUGUCUGUGGGGAACUCUGAAACAGUUUCCUAUAACUUGAUCACGGCAUCAAACGCUGUUGGCAUACUGGGAAGGUACAUCCCCGGUUACCUAGCCGAUAAGUGGGUUGGCCGCUUUAACAUUAUGAUCAUUACUGUUUGGAUGGCUACAAUAUUCAAUUUUGUAAUGUGGCUACCCUUUGGAACUAACAGGAGUGUCCUUUGGGCCUACGUUUGUCUAUACGGGUUCUCUACGGGGACCGUUCUGUCGCUAACUCCAGUUUGUUUGGGUCAAAUCUCCAGGACAGAAGAUUUCGGGAAAAGAUACGCUACGUGUUAUUUCCUGGAGGCGCUAAUAACCAUACCAAUUAUGCCCAUUGGUGGUGCCCUUAUUGGGAAGGGCACCCUAUCCAACUACAAUAAUCUGAUCAUAUUUAACUCGGCCAUUAUGGGGGUCGGUGCGGUAUGUUUCAUGAUAUCAAGGUACAUUUGUGUUGGUAAAAAAAUGUGCAAAUUCUAA